UUUUCUUUCAUCCAACUCUCAAGUCUCAAGCAGCCAGCCUGAAGCCGCCGAGAGUUCAAGAUCAUCAGAACAAGAAGAAGAUGUCGAUCAGUGAAAUCGCCUGCACUUAUGCUGCUCUUAUUCUCUUCGACGAUGGCAUCCCCAUCACGGCUGAGAAAAUCGCCACACUCGUCAAGGCCGCCAAUGUUUCAGUUGAAUCAUACUGGCCAAGCCUUUUCGCUAAGCUUGCUGAGAAAAGAAACAUCGAAGAUCUCAUCAUGAAUGUUGGAUCCGGUGGAGGAGGUGCUGCUCCCGUUGCUGUUGCUGCUUCAGGUGGUGGUGCAGCUGCCGCUGCUGCCCCUGCCAAGGAAGAAAAGAAGGCUGAAGUUAAGGAAGAGAGUGAUGAAGAAGAAUUUGGAUUUGACAUGUUCGGUGAUGAAUAGGAGAUUUAUUAAUAUUUAUCAGUAUUGUAUUUUCAAUUUUGGUACAAGAGAUUCUCUUUUCUGUUUCUAUUGAAUCCUUUUUUUUCUAGAACUGCAAACAGUUUUAUGGAUCACCAGUUAAUUUC
Molecule: messenger RNA, 547 nt
Organism: Impatiens glandulifera
Lineage: Eukaryota; Viridiplantae; Streptophyta; Magnoliopsida; Ericales; Balsaminaceae
Product: 60S acidic ribosomal protein P1-like
Exons: 3
Coding region: 81-422 (113 amino acids)
Biological process (GO): translational elongation; cytoplasmic translation
Cellular component (GO): cytosolic large ribosomal subunit; ribosome
Molecular function (GO): protein kinase activator activity; ribonucleoprotein complex binding; structural constituent of ribosome
Source: RefSeq, a predicted model, not a curated record